GGCGCUGGAGCUGCGGGCUCAGGGCGAGGAGUAGCUAGCAGCUGGAGCCGAGUUGGAGGAAGCAGCGGCAACGGCAGCGGCAGCAGCGAGGACGGCUGUGCAGCCAAGGAACCGGGACAGCUAAGCAACGGCCGGUCGCAGCUGGAUCGAAGGAACCUGGGAGCUGGGAGCUUGAGAGGCCGCUGAAGCCCUGGCCGGGCAGAGGAAGGAAGCGAGCCGACCCGGAGGUGAAUGAAGCCGAGAGUGGAGUGUGACAGUAAAAUCAGACGACAGAUGGACAGUGUGACAAGAACGUCAGAGAGGAUUGGGCCUCGCUGUGAGAGUCAGCCUGAAGUCAAGGUGUUGACAAGUUGCUGAGGACACGUGGGAGGACGGUGGCGCGCAGAGGGAGAGCCCUGUCUUCAGUCACACCAUUGAUGGAGGACAGAUGGACACCCGGAUGGCCAGUCACCUCUCUUAAACCUUUGGAUAGUGGUCCUUUGUGCUCUGACGGACACCUGUUAGGGAUUCUAGCCCGUUCUCUGAACUCACUUUCCCUUAAGACGUAAACUCGGACUGCGGUGUGUGAGCCGGCUUCUCUGUAGCGGGGCACCAGAGCUGCAGACAUGAGUGCAGAGGGGUACCAGUACAGAGCGCUGUACGACUACAAAAAGGAACGAGAGGAAGACAUCGACCUACACUUGGGGGACAUCCUGACUGUGAAUAAAGGCUCCUUAGUGGCACUUGGAUUCAGUGAUGGCCAGGAAGCCCGGCCAGAAGAUAUUGGCUGGUUAAAUGGUUACAAUGAAACUACUGGGGAGAGGGGAGACUUUCCAGGAACUUACGUUGAGUACAUUGGAAGGAAAAGAAUUUCACCCCCCACUCCUAAGCCACGGCCCCCUCGACCUCUUCCUGUAGCACCCGGUUCUUCAAAAACUGAAGCAGACACUGAGCAACCAGUGUUGACCCUUCCUGAUCUGGCCGAGCAGUUUGCCCCUCCUGAUGUUGCCCCGCCUCUCCUUAUAAAGCUCCUGGAAGCCAUUGAGAAGAAAGGACUGGAAUGUUCAACUCUAUACAGAACACAGAGCUCCAGCAACCCUGCAGAGUUACGACAGCUUCUUGAUUGUGAUGCCGCCUCAGUGGACUUGGAUAUGUUCGAUGUACACGUUUUAGCAGAUGCUUUCAAACGCUAUCUCACCGACUUACCAAAUCCUGUCAUUCCAGUAGCUGUUUACAAUGAGAUGAUGUCUUUAGCCCAAGAAGUACCAAGCUCCGAAGACUACAUCCAGCUGUUGAAGAAGCUCAUUCGGUCGCCUAAUAUACCUCAUCAGUAUUGGCUUACGCUCCAGUAUUUGCUCAAGCACUUCUUCAAGCUCUCUCAAGCCUCCAGCAAGAACCUUCUGAAUGCAAGAGCCCUCUCUGAAAUUUUCAGCCACGUGCUUUUCAGAUUCCCAGCAGCCAGCUCUGAUAAUACUGAACACCUCAUAAAAGCGGUAGAGCUUUUAAUCUCAACGGAGUGGAGUGAGCGACAGCCAGCACCAGCACUGCCCCCUAAACCACCCAAGCCCACUACUGUAGCCAACAACAGCAUGAACAACAAUAUGUCCUUACAGGAUGCUGAAUGGUACUGGGGAGAUAUCUCGAGGGAAGAAGUAAAUGAAAAACUCCGAGACACUGCUGAUGGAACCUUUCUGGUACGAGAUGCAUCCACUAAAAUGCACGGCGACUACACUCUCACACUAAGGAAAGGAGGAAAUAACAAAUUAAUCAAAAUCUUUCACCGGGAUGGGAAAUACGGGUUCUCUGAUCCAUUAACCUUCAACUCUGUGGUCGAAUUAAUAAACCACUACCGGAAUGAGUCCUUAGCUCAGUACAAUCCCAAGCUGGAUGUGAAGUUACUCUACCCAGUGUCCAAAUACCAGCAGGAUCAAGUAGUCAAAGAAGAUAAUAUUGAAGCUGUAGGGAAAAAAUUACAUGAAUAUAAUACUCAAUUUCAAGAAAAAAGUCGGGAAUAUGAUAGGUUAUAUGAGGAAUACACUCGUACUUCCCAGGAAAUACAGAUGAAAAGAACAGCUAUCGAAGCAUUUAAUGAAACCAUAAAAAUAUUCGAAGAGCAGUGCCAAACCCAGGAGCGGUACAGCAAAGAAUACAUAGAGAAGUUUAAACGCGAAGGCAACGAGAAGGAAAUUCAAAGGAUAAUGCAUAAUCACGAUAAGCUGAAGUCUCGGAUCAGCGAGAUCAUCGACAGCAGGAGGAGACUGGAGGAAGACUUGAAGAAGCAGGCGGCUGAGUAUCGCGAGAUCGACAAGCGCAUGAACAGCAUUAAGCCGGACCUCAUUCAGCUGAGAAAGACAAGAGAUCAAUACUUGAUGUGGCUGACGCAGAAAGGGGUCCGGCAGAAGAAGCUGAACGAAUGGUUGGGAAACGAAAACACAGAAGACCAAUACUCACUGGUAGAAGAUGACGAGGAUUUGCCCCACCAUGAUGAGAAGACGUGGAAUGUGGGGAGCAGCAACCGAAACAAAGCCGAGAACCUAUUGCGAGGGAAACGAGAUGGCACUUUCCUGGUCCGGGAGAGCAGUAAGCAGGGCUGCUAUGCCUGCUCUGUAGUGGUAGAUGGCGAAGUCAAACAUUGCGUCAUCAACAAGACUGCCACCGGCUAUGGCUUCGCCGAGCCCUACAACCUGUACAGCUCCCUGAAAGAGCUGGUGCUACAUUACCAACACACCUCCCUGGUGCAGCACAAUGACUCCCUCAAUGUCACACUAGCAUACCCAGUAUAUGCACAACAGAGGCGAUGAAGCGCUGCCCUCCCUCGGAUACAGUUCCUCACCUUCAAGCCACCCAAGGCCUCUGGGAAGCAAAGGGCUCCUCUCCAGCCCGACCUGUGAACUGAGCUGCGGAAUCGAAGCCGGCUGUCUGCACAUGGGACUAGAGCUUUCUUGGACAAAAAGAAGUCGGGGAAGACACGCAGCCUAGGGCUGUUGGAUGACCAGACGUUUCUAACCUUAUCUUUCCUUUUUUUUUUUUUUUUUCCUUUUAAUUUAAAGCCACAACACACAGAGGAAAAAGAAAUGCAAAAAUCUCUCCGUGCAGGGACAAAGAGGCCUUUAACCAUGGUGCUUGUGAAUGCUUUCUGAAGCUUUACCAGCUACAAGUUGGGACUUUGGAGACCAGAAGGUAGACAGGGCCGAGGAGCCUGCGCCUGGGGCCGCUUGGUCCAGCCUGGUUUAGCCUGGGUGUCGCUGGGUGUGGUGAUCCAGACACCUCACACUGUGGAUUAUUUCCUUUUUAAAUGAACGGAUGACAUGUAGCAGAGAGCCGAGUCUGCUCACACAGGGAGAACUGCUCAGAGAGAGAACAUCGAUACAGUGCGUUCGGAGGAAAAACAAAGACACCAGAAAACGUUUUUGUUCAAGCUUGUCAAACCAACAACCUGCCAACAGAGAAAAAGAGUGUGGACAAGGGGACUUAAAAAUGACAUUCAGUAUAUAAAACAUGUACAUAAUAACGAGUGACUAACUAUCAAAUAGAUGGAUUUGUAUCAAUACCAAAUAGCUUCUGUUUUUGUUUUGCUAAAGGCUGAACGUGCAGCGCUAUGCAAUUCUGGAUUUUUACUACGUUGUUACCAGUUUCCGAUCACCUUCAGAGUAAGCUUCCCUCACCCAGGAUUUUGUUGCUUGAAAAUACUGUCCCUGAUUUUUGUUAAUAUUUGUUUUUGUUAUUCUUACUUUUUUUUUAAAAAAAAUAAAAUAAAAUAAAUGUACAGGAUGCCAGAAAGGAAAAAUGGCUUCAGAAUUAAAACUAUGAAAUAUUUUACAGUUUUUCUUGUACAGAGUACUUGGCUGUUGUUAGCCCAAGGUUAAAAAGUUCAUAACAGAUUUUUUUUUUCUUGGACUAAAUGUUGGGCAGGGCCCUGAUAAGCUUCAAAGCUGCUUUAUUCAAUAAAAAAAAAGAAAAAGAAAACGAUAUAUGAUAUGACAAAGUAUGGCUGAGUCCAACAGUGUGAAGACUCUUGAAAUACGGUACCUGGCAAUGUUUGUUUCCUUAUCAAUUGUGAACUUCUUGAAUCUGGAGGGAGGGGGAGGCAGUCGUGGGUUGUAACAGGCAGGGUUAAGGGGAGGGGGGCGGUAAGGUGGUGUGCACUUUCUUGGGAUCCCAGAGAAGGGGAGAAGCGAGGCUGUGUAUCUCCCGUCUUUCCCCAUCUGAGUUUAUUACCAGUAACUCCAGACCUACUGUAUGUAACUCGAACCCAGCACAGCUGGCCAGCAUCUCCAUUCUCCUGAGGGAAGUGCUGAGUUCAUUCUGGGGUUCCUGGGACGCGCCCGUUCUUGUCCUUAUAACACACUGGCCUCAAGGUUGAAUCCCUGCAUUUAGAAAACGUGUUCUUUUCUCUUUGCAGCAUUGGACUAGUCACAGCAGCCAGUCACCAUUCAUUUCAGCAAAGGCGUGAUCUGAAAAACAGUACUUCUAGCUGGAUACUUGUUACUUUCCUAGCUCUCUGUUCAGUUCCGCUUAGACCGGAAGACAAGUAGACCCAAGUGGGCGGUCCCUGUGCUCUGAGGAGAUUGUUAAAUGCAAACUGACAGUUCUGACGGUCCUUCUCGUUAGCAUAAAGGUGCAUGUUGUAUACGUCAGGGUGUGAGAAGGGAGCAGUUGGUGACAUCCUUAAUUUAGGACAAGAGUUUGAGUUUGCCUACCCUCAUGUACGUGUGCAAAAGCUGGUGUGAUCGUGGGGAAUCACGGUCACAGCCUAGGUAGAUUCACCAGCCAUCCUCAGUUUCUCUUAAUUACCAGAUGCACCCCCAGCUUUACCUCUUCCCUUUCUAGACUAAGGUGAAGGUGUUUGCAGGUCCCGUAAUGUCGUUCUUGUUUGAAUCUUAGAAUUUGCAGCCCAGUGGCCAGGUUAAUGGUCUGUCGAAUGUAUUCUUUUCCUUCCUGUGAAGCCACUGCUCAUCCUCAAGAGGAAGAGUCAGUCAGCGAGACUGUCAGCCUGCAGACUUGACCUGCCCACCUCCUGACUGCCAGGCCAUUGAUUCCCCGGCUUCACCCCAGGCUUUGCAACUUCCAGCGGUAGCGUUUUGCCAUGCCACAUGUGACUGAAGACUUAACACUUGUUUGUAAGCUAGGUUGGUGGUUAAUUGGAUUCUGUUUCUUUUUCUUUCUCUCUUUCCUUCCCCCUUUUCCUUUUUGUAGCACAUCACGUAUGCUAUCAAACACAACUAACUUUAAUUUUAAAAAUGGAUCUGAGAUUGCACCGUUACAAGUUCUGUUCAGUGGUUUUUCUUUCUUCCUUUUUUUUUUCCUUCCUUCAGCACUCUUUGCAGGAUGACUUGCAACUUUUAGGCAGUUGCCUCAAUUUCUCAUCUCACCGACACACGUCCAAUAGAGCUUUCAUUUGUCAGAAGGCAGGAGCCACUGAGUUAAAUCACUCAGCGUCCUGCUGAAUGCCUUUUUGAUGACAGGCUGGUAUGCUCACCAGCUCUGUCCUUAGAGAAGCUUGACCUGAUUCCAUCCAGGCCUCCUCUAGUAGCAUGAUCGCAGAUAGAGAGGGCAUGGCUGAGGUGUGAGCAUUCCCGCAUCGGUUUUUCUCACGACCUGUCACAUCCUAGAGCCAGCAGACACUAAGCUGCUGAGAGACAGAGCUAGGCUGUAGAUGUGGGAGGGUUGGGACUUCGUGUUCCACACCAGAGUGAUCAUAACCACGUGAUGAGGCAGCAAGCAUGUUUUGCAACAUUUGACAACUUCACAGCCCUGGAUAUAUGUAUAUAUGUAUAGUGUGCAUGGACUGUUUCCAGUACACCUUUCAGCCACGCAGAUCCACAGUGGAGUUCAAGUAUGUAACAAGCGGAUGUCCAGUUCAGGUCUUGUAGACGCGCUGUGUGUGUGUGUGUAUGUGUGUGUGUGUGUGUGUGUGCGCGCGCUAUUGCUUUGUUUUGUCUUAUAAAGGUAAAGCUUGUCGGCAAGUGAAGUGAGAAGUCCAUCAGUUGACGUUUUCCUGUUUUUAGAAGCUACUCCCUUUUGGGGAGCGGGUCUGCAUGACUUGCUUACCUGAUGUGUCCCUGUUGUCAGGUCAGAGUGUGUUUCUGUGAGCUGUCAUUGUGGGGAACCAAUCGCUUUGUCAUAUAUCUGGUUCCGAACUAUAACUUGUUUGGGAAGUCUACUGAUGUUCCUGCUGGUUUUCCCAAGUGUGCUUUCGCAAUGCAUGGUAUCCAAGUCAGUUGGAAAGUGGGCGUUGUUGUCUGUCUGAAUUUAGGGUCACUUAAGAAAGGGGCAGUUAAAAAAAAGCACAAUGCCUCACAUGGGACAAAGUUCCAAAAUGCCAAAUUCUUCUAUUUUUUACAACAACCUGUAGUUAUGUAAAAUAACUAGUACUGGGGGUGGGGAGGGGGAAGAAUUGGCUCAAUUGGAAAGACUCUCCCACUUCACACUAAGCUUGUUUGUCACCAUGAGAUAGCAUUGGCUGCCCAGGAUGCUGCUAUUUAAAAAAAAAAAAAGCAAAACAAAACAAAAAAAAAAGAACCCUCAUUUAUAUGUGUGUAUUUUUUAAAGCUACACUCUGUUCAGUGUUUUUACAAAUCUGUUUAUAUGACAUUGAUAAACUAAAGUUGGUCUUUUGACGAGAGGGAGGAUGUCAUGGUUGGUUGUAAUUUUGCCUUUACAAGGUAACUGGGAUUGGGGUGGGGAGGGAGUGUGCCUCCUUGACAUUUUGUUCAAGUUAUAGAUUCAGUGAAGCUAUGUAUUGUUUUAAGUUGCUUAAUGCAUUGUAUUAGGUCCUCAAACAGAAUAAAGGUUGUUUUGAAACUUAAAA
Rattus rattus (black rat) is the source of this 6790-nucleotide messenger RNA. RefSeq names its product phosphoinositide-3-kinase regulatory subunit 1 (gene Pik3r1). The transcript has 16 exons. Lineage: Eukaryota; Metazoa; Chordata; Mammalia; Rodentia; Muridae. The record is from RefSeq and is a predicted model, not a curated record. Gene Ontology annotation, molecular function: protein binding; 1-phosphatidylinositol-3-kinase regulator activity. Gene Ontology annotation, cellular component: phosphatidylinositol 3-kinase complex. Bases 606 to 2780 code for a protein of 724 amino acids. Gene Ontology annotation, biological process: insulin receptor signaling pathway; phosphatidylinositol phosphate biosynthetic process.